CCUCCUGGGGUUUAUUAUAAGGGGCCACAGGUGAAUCACACACACUUCUGCAGAUUACCCCCCUGUGAAGAGGACAAGAUGGUGUUCACUAUUAAGGACAUGAGCUUUAAGGCUGGAAUGGAGAUGAAGAUCUCUGGAAAGGUCAAAUCUGGCUGUGACGGGUUCUCCAUCAACAUCGGUCAUGACACCGAUGUGAUCGCUCUUCACUUUAACCCUCGAUUUAACUAUGGGUGUGACAACAACGUCAUCGUGUGCAACUCGAAUCAGGGAGGCUGGGGUGACGAACAUCGUGAGAACUGUUUCCCCUUUAAACAGGGCGAAGAGUUCAAGUUGAGCAUCACCUUCAACAAUGAAACCUUCUAUAUCAAACUCCCUGAAGGCACCAUGAUGAGCUUCCCCAACCGCUUAGGAGAUGACACAUUCAAACACAUCCAUGUGGUUGGAGAUGUGAAGAUCCUGAGCUUGAAGGUCAAAUGAGCAGCGAGCUCUAAUGAAGGAUGGUCACACUCAUCUCAACAUCGUCAGUAUCUGCACUCGUGUUAUCAUGACAGCUCCGGUCUGGUGUUCUACAGCUUGAUAGUCUUUGAGUUCUGAAAGCACUGAAUCUAAAAACCACUCCAUAUUGACAAAUAAAACCACUGAAUCCACAAAA
Messenger RNA from Myxocyprinus asiaticus (Chinese sucker), 652 nucleotides. It is a transcript of the gene lgals2b, whose product is annotated as lectin, galactoside-binding, soluble, 2b. The record is from RefSeq and is a predicted model, not a curated record. Gene Ontology annotation, molecular function: carbohydrate binding; galactoside binding; laminin binding. The coding region runs from base 79 to 477 and encodes 132 amino acids. The transcript has 4 exons. Lineage: Eukaryota; Metazoa; Chordata; Actinopteri; Cypriniformes; Catostomidae.